Arabidopsis lyrata subsp. lyrata is the source of this 2182-nucleotide messenger RNA. RefSeq names its product ACT domain-containing protein ACR3. NCBI's taxonomy places the organism in Eukaryota, Viridiplantae, Streptophyta, Magnoliopsida, Brassicales, Brassicaceae. The transcript is spliced from 6 exons. Bases 527 to 1885 code for a protein of 452 amino acids. The record is from RefSeq and is a predicted model, not a curated record.
UUAACUUUGACAGCUACUUCUAAGUUCGUUUUAAGCAUCAAUUCGUUUAUGCAAAUAGAGAGAAUCUCAUGUCAUGUCUUAGAAAACAAAAUUGCUCAGAAACUAUCUUUUUGGUUUUGAUUUUAAUAUUAGUAGGAAGAGAUCUUUUAGGAAUCUAUUCCUCUGUUUUUUUCUUUGGUUGAGAAGGACCAGAGAAACUCUCUUGUUUUGUUUCAGAGAAUCUCUGUUUGUGGUCUCUCUUUAUGAAAUCUUUAUCUCUAUCUUCUUUCAGAUUCUGCUUCUUCUGUCUAGUUACUUAGUGGCCAAGAUUCACUUAUUUGACUCGGCUGGCAAAAUCUAUCGAAUAUCUUAUCUUCUUGCAACUUGUUGAGAGACUUAAAGCUCUACUUACUUUGUUUGUUGCUUCUUCUUAUCCUUUGUCUUGUUCUUCUGUGUCUUGGUAAUGGUAUAAAUUACUUCUUUUUGGUGAAAUUGCAGAACAAGUGAAGAGCUUAAUAUCCACAAGACUCUCUUGUUUCUUUCUUAAAUGGCUAAAGUUUAUUGGCCGUAUUUCGAUCCUGAAUAUGAGAACUUGAGCACCAGAAUCAAUCCUCCAAGUGUCUCUAUAGAUAACACUAGCUGCAAAGAAUGCACUCUUGUCAAGGUGGACAGUAUGAACAAACCUGGAAUACUACUGGAAGUUGUGCAAGUCCUGACCGAUCUCGAUCUCACAAUCACCAAAGCAUAUAUCUCUUCUGAUGGUGGAUGGUUCAUGGACGUAUUCCAUGUCACUGAUCAACAAGGAAACAAGGUUACUGAUAGCAAAACCAUUGAUUACAUCGAGAAGGUUUUAGGACCAAAGGGUCAUGCUUCGGCUUCACAAAACACUUGGCCAGGUAAAAGAGUCGGUGUCCAUUCAUUAGGCGACCACACAUCGAUUGAGAUUAUUGCUCGUGAUCGUCCUGGUCUAUUGUCUGAGGUCUCAGCCAUACUAGCAGACCUCAACAUCAAUGUGGUGGCGGCUGAAGCAUGGACUCACAACCGUAGGAUCGCGUGUGUCCUCUAUGUGAAUGAUAAUGCAACUUCUAGAGCCGUUGAUGACCCAGAAAGAUUGUCUGCCAUGGAAGAACAGCUCAACAAUGUGCUGCGUGGGUGUGAACAAGAAGAUGAGAAAUUUGCUCGGACGAGUCUCUCCAUUGGAUCAACUCAUGUUGAUCGAAGGCUUCAUCAGAUGUUUUUCGCUGAUAAAGACUAUGAAGCAGUGACCAAGCUUGAUGACUUUGCUUCUCGUGGACUCGAGCCCAAAAUCACGGUUGAGCAUUGCGAAGAGAAAGGUUACUCUGUGAUAAACGUGAGCUGCGAGGAUCGACCAAAGCUCAUGUUUGACAUUGUAUGCACGCUUACGGAUAUGCAAUACAUUGUGUUUCACGCCACGAUUUCAUCAAGCGGCUCUCAUGCUUCUCAGGAAUAUUUCAUUAGACACAAAGACGGUUGCACUCUUGACACAGGAGAGAAAGAGAGAGUUGUCAAAUGUCUAGAAGCCGCAAUCCAUAGACGAGUCAGCGAGGGUUGGAGUUUGGAGCUCUGCGCAAAGGACAGAGUUGGAUUACUGUCGGAAGUGACAAGGAUUCUGAGAGAGCACGGGCUAUCAGUGUCGAGAGCUGGUGUGACAACAGUAGGAGAACAAGCCGUCAAUGUUUUCUAUGUGAAAGAUGCUUCAGGGAAUCCAGUGGACGUGAAGACGAUUGAGGCUUUACGUGGAGAGAUCGGACACAGUAUGAUGAUUGACUUCAAGAAUAAAGUUCCGAGCAGAAAAGGGAAAGAAGAAGGUCAAGCCGGAACAGGAGGAGGAUGGGCCAAAACCACUUUCUUCUUUGGGAAUUUGCUGGAGAAGUUGCUGCCUUGAGAGAAAAGGUAACUAUAAAUGUGUGGAUAAAAUGUACCGUAAAAUGUGUAUUAUGUAUGAUCUAGAGGGCCCUAGUGUGGUGUAUGAGUGUAUGACUUGGUCAGGGAUUUUGGUGGUUUGCCCGAAACUAAACCGAACCAAAACUGGUUUUCGGUUACUUAGUCAUAGUAAAAUGAACAUGUCUAUAAAAGAAUAAUAUGCAACUCUUCCUAUUGGAAGGCUUGCUUUUGUCUAUGUAAUAUCAAUCCUUGUUAUGUAUUAUCUUUGGCCAAAUGUGAUAUUUUCUGUAGUUUAAUC